AUGCAGCGACUGUGUGCGUUUGCCCUGAUCUUGGUGCUGGCUCUGGCUGCCUCCUCCGAAGCUUCUUGGAAGCCCAGCUCCCAGUUGCAGGAGGCACUUUUGGCUCCAGGGGCCAAUAGAGGCCAGGAGCAGCAUGGGCUGGACCGGCUGGGCCCAGCCUCUCACCACCGAAGGCAGCUGGGGCUUGAGGCUCCCCCACAUCUGGUGGCAGACCUGUCCAAGAAGCAGGGGCCAUGGCUGGAGGAAGAAGAAGCAGCAUAUGGAUGGAUGGACUUCGGCCGCCGCAGUGCUGAGGAAGGGGACCAACAUCCUUAGAACCGAGCUGCAGAGCCUAGUCACCUCCCAGCCCAGCCCCACCCCCUGAAAAGCAAAUCAAAAUAAAGUAGUUUCC
This is a messenger RNA of Vicugna pacos (alpaca), 391 nucleotides long. RefSeq names its product gastrin (gene GAST). Gene Ontology annotation, biological process: response to food; G protein-coupled receptor signaling pathway. Gene Ontology annotation, molecular function: hormone activity. Gene Ontology annotation, cellular component: extracellular region. The record is from RefSeq and is a predicted model, not a curated record. NCBI's taxonomy places the organism in Eukaryota, Metazoa, Chordata, Mammalia, Artiodactyla, Camelidae.